AUACGUCACUACUCCAUCUCGUAUUAAAUUAUAUAUCUUUUUACAUUUUAAAGCAAAAUUUACAAAAUGAUUACCGGACGUGCGUUGCAUUUCGUAUUCAAAGUUUCCGAUAGGUCCCUUACAGCCAAAUUCUACAGAGACAUCCUUGGAAUGAAGGUACUGAGACAUGAAGAAUUCAGUGAAGGCUGUGAAGCUACCUGCAAUGGACCAUAUGCAAACAGAUGGAGCAAGACCAUGGUAGGCUAUGGUCCAGAAGACACACAUUUUGUAGUAGAGCUCACAUACAACUAUGGUGUCACAGAAUAUGAACAGGGCAAUGAUUUUCUUGGCCUCACCAUACAAUCUAGUGAAUGUCUAAGACGGGCUGCAGCAAUGAACUGGCCAGUUAAGGAGGAAAAUGGCAACAAAUUCUGUGAAGCACCUGGUGGCUACAAGUUUUAUAUAAUAGACAAGCCACAACCUACUAACACAGACCCAGUACAAAAAGUGUCCCUGGCCAGUUCAAACCUGGCGAGGUCCAUCGCCUACUGGAACGGUCUACUAUCUCUAAAGAUAUUCGAGCAAACAGACAAGACUGUUCUUCUGGGCUUCAGUGAGGACCAGGCUAAACUCGAGCUGGUUGAUAUUGGCGUUCCAGUAAACCACGCAAAGGCAUAUGGGCGUAUCGCCUUCUCCUGCCCUUUUGAACAACAACCAAUAAUCGAUAAGAAAAUCCAAGAAGCUGGAGAGAAAAUUCUAACCCCUCUGAUUUCACUGGACACUCCCGGCAAAGCUACAGUGAGAGUGAUAAUUUUAGCUGACCCUGACGGCCAUGAAAUAUGUUUCGUUGACGACGAGAGUUUCCGCCAACUUUCCCAAGUAGACCCCGGCAGUGACGCCGAGUUAGAUAAAUACAUUAAGUCUGAUAAGUCCAGACCGAGGAACGAAUGAAUUUACGAUAUCAUAUCAUUUAUUAUUAUUGUUAUAUUACCAUUUCUGCAAUUUUACUUCAUUUCUGGAUUUCGCAACCAUGCUAAGUAUAUUAUAAAUUAUCGCUUUACAGUACUGCAAAUUUAGUCUGUGCGUUACAAGUUUACAAAGGUAACAGUUUGUAUACAUCGACCAGAAACUAAAAUACAUAUAAUUAAAUGUAAAUCGUGAUAGUCUUAAAAAGAAACG
Hyposmocoma kahamanoa is the source of this 1158-nucleotide messenger RNA. RefSeq names its product glyoxalase domain-containing protein 4 (gene Cjhbp). The record is from RefSeq and is a predicted model, not a curated record. Lineage: Eukaryota; Metazoa; Arthropoda; Insecta; Lepidoptera; Cosmopterigidae. The coding region runs from base 67 to 930 and encodes 287 amino acids. The transcript has 5 exons.